Molecule: messenger RNA, 4100 nt
Organism: Anopheles darlingi
Lineage: Eukaryota; Metazoa; Arthropoda; Insecta; Diptera; Culicidae
Product: E3 ubiquitin-protein ligase ZNF598
Exons: 6
Coding region: 511-3567 (1018 amino acids)
Biological process (GO): protein ubiquitination; rescue of stalled cytosolic ribosome
Molecular function (GO): ubiquitin protein ligase activity; ribosome binding
Source: RefSeq, a predicted model, not a curated record
CAGUUGUCAAAAUCGUCCGUGGCACCGUCUCUUUGCUUUUAGCUGCCGUUCCGGAGCGCUUAACAUAAAAAAAGGAAAACGAGGACUCCAUUUCGCCGAUUCCUACGAUAAUUCUUCUUGUCCUGUGUGGCCAUCGAAUCGCAGCCUGCUGUACCUGGUCGUCGAUCGAGAUUGCGUAAAUCGUGGCCAAUAGUUUUUUGGUCCUCCUCUUCUCGAGGGCUGUCUACCGCCGCCACCGCAGCAGCCGUUCACCGAUAAGAGGAUCUUUGCCAAAACGAAUAACCUCCUCCCAUCUCUACCAGCACUUCCUGUGUACGUGUCGCGCCGUGUUACCUGUCGCUUCAGGGCCCCUUUCCCGAGCACCGUCUACGUUUGCUUCUUCAGGUGAAAAGCACGCCACCGGAGAGUGUGUGUUCGAGGAAUAGUAGGGCUUGUGUCGAUUGGCGGAAUAGUUCCGAGAAAAAAAAACGAAGCCUUUCUUUGCAGACCACCCACCAACCCCUAGGAAGCAUGGCCAAUAACCGCCAGCGGGGUACUCCGCGACCGGAGAAGAACGCCAGCGAGUCCGAGGGUGGGGAAUCGCUGUGUGUGGUUUGUUUCAAACCGAUCGUCUACUUUGCGAUCGGCGAAUGCGAUCAUCUCUGUUGCUACGAGUGUUCCACCCGGAUCCGGGUGCUAUGUCGCCAGAACGAUUGCCCCAUCUGUCGCCGCGAUCUGUCCAAGGUUAUCUUUUCCAAAGUGCUGCUACCGUACCAGCAGCUGGAAACGAAGAAUCGCAGUGGGCUGUACGACAAGAAGUACCGCAUCUGCUUCACGGAGGUUGAGGUACAGCAAGCUUUCUUCGAUCUGCUGGACAACAAAUGCCCUCGAUGCGACGAGAAAAACUUCCCCAAGUUCGAGCUGCUGCGGGAGCAUGUGCGCAAGCGGCACGAAAUGUUCUACUGCGAUAUCUGCACCGAGCAUCUGAAGGUGUUCUCGUCCGAACGGCGCUGCUACAAUCGUCAGGAGCUGGCGCUACAUCGGCGCAAGGGCGACCCGGAUAAGGUCGGCCACCGGGGACACCCACUGUGCGAGUACUGCGAUACGCGCUUCCUCGACAAGGACGAGCUGUUCCGGCAUUUACGGAAAGAUCACUUCUUCUGCCACUACUGUGAUGCCGAUGGGCGGAACUAUUUCUAUGGUGAUUAUGCCUCGCUGCGGGAACACUUUCGGUCGGAUCAUUUCCUGUGCGAGGAGGGUGACUGUGAGCAGGAACAGUUUACGUCCGUGUUCCGUUCGGAGAUCGAUUUGCGGGCGCACAGGGCAACCGCUCACGGUAAAGCGAUGAACCGAGAGGCUAACAAACAGACGCGACGGCUGGAGCUGGAGUUUUCGUACGCGCCACGCCAUGGUUUAGCACCGGGCGGUGCCAAUGCCGGACCGGGAGGUGGGGAUCGUGGUGAAAGUUCCGGAGGCAGAGGUGGCGCUGGUGCCGGAGGCGGUAGAUCACGAGGUGGUGGACGUGGUGGUGCUCGUGGUGAUGGUGGUACUAAUCGUGAUGGUGGUGUUGGUCCGGGUAUGACGAACUACGAUACGCAGCGGGAAUUCGAUAUGGGACUGCCGGAAACAACCCAGCAAAACCACCAGCAGACGAUCCAGCAGCACCCGAAGCGAGUGAUCGAUGCAACCAGUGAGCAGGACUUCCCAUCACUCGGCGGAACGGCACCAAAUCCGGUGUUUAGGCCAAGCAACUUAUCCAUCCGCCAGCGUGUGUACGGAGCCGCUGGUCUAGCGCGGACAAAAGAGAAUUUCCCAGCGCUCGGAUCGGAAGGUGGCGAAAGUACCGGACCGACCAGCUUGAACGAGGGCUUCAGCAGCAAAAUCACGGCCAGCUCCCUGCUAAAACCUAGUCAACCGUCCAGUGGCAGCCGAGGGGUAGCCUCGGUAGUAAGUGGUGGAGCUGGUACCAGCAUGAUGAUACACGUCUCCAAUCGGCCACCAUCGGCGAGUGCUUCGGGCAGCAAAGCGAAUGGAACGGCGGUUAUCGCUGGUAAGCGAAACCAGGCAGCCGAUUUCCCAGCCCUGCCCGGUUCGUCGAAGCAACAAGCGUCAUCAACUGCCACCGGACGCAAGAUGGUUGAUCCGUUCGGGGAUCCGGAUGAUCGCUCUGCCGGCAGUGGGAUGGUGAACUUGAACGCAAUGUCCGCCAAACAUCGCGCUCUGGCCGAUGACUACGUGUCGGUUUCGAGUCUCGUUUCGAAGGUGAACACAAUCGCACCCAAGGACGCGCAGGCAGCAGCAGCGGCCAAAAAGGGUAAGGCGGCGGGUCAAGUGAUGGUACCAAGCGUUAAUUCGACGAAAGCCUUUCCAUCGCUCGGUGAUGCUACGGGUGUGUCUGCUGCUGGAACGAAACCAGUCUCGUGGGUCGCUAGUGCAUCGAUCGCCACUAGCAGUGGACAACAGUCUUCCUCGUUCAACGUUUCUUCGAAAAAGAAACCCGCACCAGCACCGAACCUGAAAGAUGAUAGCAGUGGUAGUGGUGGAUUUGUGAAUCUUAAUGCUCUUACGGGCAAAAAAUCAGGCGACAGCAAAUCGAACGCAAAGCAGAAAGCAACAACGACAACCAACGCUGCCUCCAAAGUCGCCGAUACGCGCAAUAACAACAAUGACAUCCAAGCCAUCACUGACUCUGCCGCGAAAGGCGGAGCUGCGAAAGAUCGAUCAAAGGAAGGUACAUCGAAGCAACUGACAAAAUCAAAUGGAGCGCAUCCGGGAACCGCCGGCGGUAACCAAUCAAACUCUAGCAGUAACAACAACCAGCCGAAUGCCACCGCCUCCAAGAGGAUAGCAGCAGGCGCAACUGGUGAUACAACGCCAGGCUUCGACAGUGAACCUUUCCCGGCACUCGGGAACAAUGGUCCCCUCGAUUUUGCGCUGGCAGCUGGUCCUAAGCGAACUCCGCCCGGUUUCGAGAAUGUGAAGCGCGUUCCGGGACCACCGCCUGGUUUCGGGCAUGCCGUCACGCUGAACUCCGUCGCUCGCAACACCAACAACAUGACGUUCACGAACUCAAACGGUGAAUCGUACAAUAUACUGCCCUCGUACAGUUACGCCCCGGUAUCGAAUGCCUACAAACGGAAUCAGAGCCUGGAGACGCAGUUUCAGAAGUCGUUGAAAAAUCUGACCGCCUUUAACGAGUUCAAAAGGAUGUCACAAAUGUUCCUUGAUGGACAGUACAACGGGGCAGCCUACUACGAGCAGUGCAAGUGUGCACUCGGUGAUCGCUUCAACGAGACGUUCCCCGAGCUGAUUGCUCUACUACCGAACAUCGCUAAGCAACAGGAGCUGUACCUAGUGUACUGUCAGGAUGAAAAAAAUCGUCCAAGACCAGCGACUGGAAAGGGAAGAGGGACGGGAUCCUCCGCGAACCGGGUGCUGGAAGUUUGUCAGGUGUGCAAGCAAGUUUUGAUCAGCACCGAGCUUACGGAACACGCUCAAACGCACUACCUGGAGAACAACUUCCCGAAGCUGGGCCGAAAUGGGAACGACGAAGCGGGAGCAAAGCUUGGUUCUGCGUGGAAGAAAUGAGCAUUAUAUUUUGCUUUAGUUGGGGGAGAAAGAGAGGUGUGCAGGUGAAAUUGAAAUAAGCACGAACUAACUGAUCGUAAAGCUGCAGGUUUCAAAAAGUAAAACAGCAGUUGUCUAUUCUGAUCGAUCACCAUAGUGCAGCGUACAGGUUCUGUUGUAACUAAAACAGGUUUUUUUUGUUUCCUCUUUGGUUCUCUUACUCUAACCACCGAUGAUUGGAUUGCAUUGAAGCAAUGUAACAUGAAAUUCGAUUACAGCGACGCGACACUUUUUGAAUUCUAUGUGUUAUGCCCUUGCGAAGAGGAAAAAUUCUACCAAAAAACCAACCCACUCGGGGUGGCAGAGUAGUACAAGAUUCGCGAGAUUCUGUAAAUGUAAAUGUUCUUUGCCUCUUAUUUCAUGCUCUUACAGGGAAAGCCCAUAGCUCCGUAACGGUUUUUUGCGUUAAAAUGUAAAAAGGAGAGUAUGUUAUAGGCGCUUGUACAUAACAAUAAAGCAGAAGUAGAGGAAAAGGACGGCCUUCAAAAGGUAAU